AUGGCGGAGAGGAAACUUAACUUCGAUGCACCACUUCUUUCGACAAGGAGGAUGAAGAAAGAAGCAGUCUCUGUACGCAGAAACAUUGCAAAGAAGCUUACUGAUGAUGAUCAUGACGACGACAACUCCAAGACAAGUGAAUCUAUUCCUGUUCCUGUUCUUGUCCAAGACAUGGGCUUAGAUCAGUCUCAGAGACCUGCCUCUGUUCCUUUCAAAUGUCCCUUGGAGAAAUCAAUUGAAGAAGAAGAAGAAGAAGAAAGUGAAGAUGAUGAUGUCUUCUCUGAUGCUCGUGAUACAUUGUCUUUAAAGCAUAGCAUAAGUGGAAGCAAUGUUGUUGACGCAACAAAACCUCCAAUGCCAUGUGAGGAUCAUCCCCAAUCUCGAGAUUACAUGAUGAAUCGUUUCUUACCUGCCGCCAAAUCCAUGACUGUGAGGCAACAACAACCUCAAUAUGCUGUGAAAAGACAGCCAAUCCAUGUCAUGUCUCGUCCAGUGAGGCAAAUCAGAGACAUAAUACCAGCGGAGGAGAAUCUUGCAACUCCUAAGAGGUAUGAGUCUUUCACUACUCCUCUACCAUAUUACCAUGGCACAGAUGAUGAAGAAAGCGAGGAAGAUGAUGAUGAUGACGAUGAGUAUCUUGCCAAGAGAGGCUGUGGGAUGAUGUCACCACAAGUGUGCUUUAAAAACUCACUUGGUAUGCUCAGCUCAGUGCAUGGUCUUAAAGAGAAACCAUACUCCUCAAGAACCUCAAACCAUGAUCAAGUGAAGUCAAGCAAAGUCUCUCAACUCAAAUCUCGUUUCCAAUCUGUGAAAAAGCUUGCUCUUGAUUCAAUUUACAAGCAAAAACCAAGCCUUGGGAAGAAGUUUAACUUUGGAGCUGAACAAUUUGAAUCAAACCAAAGUAGUUGUGCAAGUAUGCCAUCGUCUCCUUACAGACAAACUAGCUGUAUGUCACCGUACCGCAGUGUAGGAAACUCUUCUCCUCUUCACCCUUCAGGUUUCCUCGGAACUCGUAAGGAGGCAGAGAUUAUGAGAGCUAACAGAUUGAACAAGCAUAUCAGGAACAUCAGCAAGUCUCAGGAUCUACUCUAUCCAAAAAGCACAAGAUCAUCACAAGUAUGUUCCACAAGCUCUCUCAUGGAGAAGACAUUACAUGUUGUUAAUUCUCCCAAGACCAGCAACGGCCAGGGUAACUCAAGUUUGCCAGAAACAAUUUCAGAGGACAAACCGAAAAAGGCCAUUCUCGAGGUUCAAGAAGCUGAUGAAACUAGUCUUACUGUUAGCAGUGGAAUCAAGAAGAUGGAGGAGUUGGAAAAGAGAAACACUAGUGGAUGUGAUCUGUCUCCACUUGCUCCGCCACCACCUAAAAAGCCUUCUGAUUCUUGGCUUCUCCGUAAUCUGCCUUCACGGAGUUAUCUGUAUCAUCCCCAAAAGAAGGAUGUUGAAGAAAACUCCACAAGUGUAACCAAAUGGGAAACUAUAGUCAAGACUUCUUAUAUGCACAGAGAUCAUAUACGCUACUCUGAGGAACUGGUUGCUCAUUCACCAAAACUUAACACUUAA
Molecule: messenger RNA, 1563 nt
Organism: Microthlaspi erraticum
Lineage: Eukaryota; Viridiplantae; Streptophyta; Magnoliopsida; Brassicales; Brassicaceae
Source: the annotation of a GenBank genome assembly